CUGGGCUGUCUGGGCUGGGCUAUAAAACAGAGCCAAGGCAGUGCAGCUGGCUCAGAGGCGAGGCUGAAUUCUGCAGGCGACGGGGGACCCGCACCCAGUCUCUGCCGCCUCCAGCGUUGUUGUUUUUCCUGGAAUACAGAACCGGCCACGGCAGCAAGAUGUGCAAGGGACUUGCUGCACUGCCAGCCACUUGCUUAAAAAGUGCCAAAGACAUGAAGCAUCGUCUGGGCUUCUUGCUGCAGAAGUCAGACUCCUGUGACUACAGUUCUUCCCAAGGCAAGAAGGAGAAAAUAUCUUCAAGCCAGAGGAUUAGCCAAGAGGAAGUCAGAAAGUGGGCAGACUCUUUGGAAAACUUGAUCCAACAUGACAGAGGACUGGCUGCUUUCCGUGCUUUUCUCAAAUCUGAGUACAGUGAGGAGAACAUCGAGUUCUGGGUCAGUUGUGAGGACUACAAGAAAACCAAGUCACCAGCCAAGCUCAGCCCCAAGGCCAGAAAGAUCUACGAUGAGUUCAUCUCAGUGCAGGCAACAAAAGAGGUGAACCUGGAUUCGUGCACACGGGAGAAGACAAGCCACAAUAUGCUGGAGCCUACGCUGUCCUGCUUUGAUGAGGCUCAGAGAAAAAUAUUUACCCUCAUGGAAAAGGAUUCUUACCGCCGUUUCCUCAAGUCCCCCUACUACCUGGACUUGGUCAGCCCACCUGGUGCUAGCUGCGGGCCUGAAAACUGCAAAAGAAGCCACACUCACGCCUUAGACUGCAACUCUAACAUCAUCUCUCAGUGCGCCUGAACCUGCAGCAAGGCAGGAGUGGGCUGGGCUCUUGUAAGAAUAUAUGGCAGCAAAGGCAUUCAUUGGCAUGAAGCAACAGAGCUGUCUCCAAUAGCUGUCUAAUGUCCCAGUUGUACCCCAUGUCAUGCAACAGCCAGCAUUUGUAACCCAAGCCAGGCUCAGUGUGUGUAGCAAACCCUCCUUUGACUCCAUUGGUGUAGGAGCCCCGGAGUCUGUGUCUGACAUGGAAGCUGGAUGCAGUCACUGCAUGUCCGCUGUGCUUCUGGCGAGCCCUGCCAGCCUGGUGUGCGGCGGGGGAGCACACGCUCCGCCCCGGCACGGCCCACCAAGGCACUGGGCUGCAGUGUGACACCGAGCAAGGAACAGGGGCAAGAGGAAGCCAAGGCAGGCAUUGGGGACUGUCAUCUCCCCUUUCUAAUUGGCAAAAGCUUAUAUGGAAAGGACUUGCUCUGGUCCUUAGUUCAUAUACCUCCCAAAUGUCUUGGCUUUCAGUGGUAUUUGCUCAGAACUCAGGCUGUGCUACAUUACAGUAGUUGGACAUAGGAAGAGCUCCUACUCUUUCUUAAGGGAGACCAAAAUUUUUCAGACAAACAGCCUCCCUCAAUCACCGCAGCCACUAUCACAGGGAAGCCCGCCCGUCUGGCUGCUUCUUCCCCUGUAGUAUCUAGUUUAUGCUGGCCAUAGAUAUUUCCUAGGGCUGUACAAAGCUAUUAUUAUGAGGGAGGUUCAUAUUUAUAUGUUAUUAAUUGUGUCCUUCAUGCUCCCAGGUUAAAUACUGUAGAUGAGCAGAACAGAAACAUGUUCCUUCUCUCCCAGACUGGCAGGUGUAUAUUGCUGACUCUGGAGAGCUAUCUGCCUGCCCUGGCUUAUAUGGAAUGGUUUGUGAUAGAGUAGGGCCACAAGCACAACAGCUAGGGAAGAAAGGCCCUGCAUGGGAGUACUUGAAAAUGUCUUUUUUUUUUAAAUUUUAUGUGCGUUUGUAUUUCAGUAGCAGCAUGACUCACUUUUUUUUCCUGAAGAUGGUAGGAAGAAUGUGUCGGUCUCAUUACUGCUCCUGGGCUUUGCCAGAAGGCAGCUUUUUAAGCACUGCAGUUAGACAUGGCCUUCACUGGGGGCUUUGGGAAUGAUACUGACCUGCAGCUGGAAGCACAAGAAAUAGGUGGAAAUAGGUGCAGGGCUUGCUGUCUUGGGCUGCAGUACCAGGUGUCACAGUCUCCCCCAGCCCCUGGGCUCUCCUUAGUUGGAUAUUGCUGCUCUGACAACUGUGUAUUCUUCACCCUGCAUCCCAGUCCAGACAACAGUCCUCACACCGGGAUUUUGACAUGGCAGGAGGAGGCUGUGGAUCUCCAGCAGGCAAUCCCAGGCCCACAGAGAAACAUUUCUUUUAACAUUUGCUUUAUUCUGUAUUUAUUGGAUUGUACUGGCACAUAACACCCUGCAUGUUCAGCUGAGAUGGAGAGGCUUGCUAAAGCUCUGAACAUAGCCAAGCAUGUGGCUACGUUUUAUUUUCCCCUGGUACUGGGAACUCUUGAUAACUAUUGCAAAAACUGUAUUGAUAUUUAAAUAAUGAUGAAUACAUUCUAAAUAAAAAUGUUUGCAUUAGUCCCUUCUAAAAUGCCAUUGUGUGAACCAAA
Molecule: messenger RNA, 2422 nt
Organism: Athene cunicularia (burrowing owl)
Lineage: Eukaryota; Metazoa; Chordata; Aves; Strigiformes; Strigidae
Gene: RGS4
Product: regulator of G protein signaling 4
Exons: 5
Coding region: 159-788 (209 amino acids)
Source: RefSeq, a predicted model, not a curated record